AGAAGAGGCUCGACGCCUAUAUAAAUUUGUACUAACACCUACAGAAUUAGUAACACAUGACCAAUGGGUAGAGCAAAACCACGAUAGAGAACGGGUAGUAAAAGGCAUCACGGAUGUUUUACUACAAGAAAUAAAAACUGAUAUACUUCGUCGGGUUGAUAAAGGUUCAGAAAAUACGCUUGUAGGAAGCAUUGCUCGUCUUAUAGAUGUGACUAUGUACCGUUUGCCCAUUGGAUGUGAAAUUGAGAAGAGUAUUAUUGAAUAUGAUUCCCCUGCUCCAGCCCAAUUACGACACACAUCAAAUAUCACGGCACAAAGGUUCGGGACUCGUGAUUUCAAGAAUAGCAUUAGUGGAACAUAUAAU
Messenger RNA from Racocetra persica, 364 nucleotides. NCBI's taxonomy places the organism in Eukaryota, Fungi, Glomeromycota, Glomeromycetes, Diversisporales, Gigasporaceae. The record is from the annotation of a GenBank genome assembly.